AUGUAUCCAGUAGAUGUAAGAGUGACCGCUGACGGACUGGCCCAGGACACUACCCCGCUGUGUGGACCAGUUUCAGCUGAUCUGACACCGGUCUUGAAACUGGAACUAAGAUCACCCCACUCCAAAUUAACGCGUGAAAUCUUGGUGUUUGGUGAGAAGGGAGAAUCAUGUCUGGAGGGGAGUCCAAAGCCCUUCAAGAGCUGCUCCAGGAGGUGA
Messenger RNA from Knipowitschia caucasica, 216 nucleotides. NCBI's taxonomy places the organism in Eukaryota, Metazoa, Chordata, Actinopteri, Gobiiformes, Gobiidae. The record is from the annotation of a GenBank genome assembly.